AUGUGGUUAUACUUAGUACGGAAUUAUAUCUAUUGGUAUUUGAGGAAAGUGAUCAAAUGGUUCUUGCGCCAGACCACUAAGCUUUGCGAACUGCAACGCAUAUGUUAUGCGCAGCCGGCGGGCGCUCGCAGAACGCUGAAUGUAGAACGAUCUUUGCGCGAUUCCAACAGGCCGCAAAUACGCGGUCUGCUCACUGUGUUAGACGCUCGUGCAUCAGACCGAAGUUUCUACUUGGGACGUUCCAUUCAGAUACCAAAUGCCGUGUCGACAAUCACACGUGUAAAGCGUAUUGACCAGUGUGAGUAUGAACGAUUUAACAAUGCUCUUGGACAGUGUGUGAACAAUAUAUGGUCGUAUAUGCAACUAGUAGAAGAGAUUAAGACAAGUGCAGCCAUUCCAUAUGAUUGUACCAACGAUGUGCAUGAAAAAUCGUUGUUACUUUUAUGGGAUGAAUUGAUGCCAAAUGAUCGCCUAGAAAAUAGGGUAACCAAACAGUGGCAGGACAUUGGAUUCCAAGGAGAUGACCCAAAAACUGAUUUUCGAGGCAUGGGAACGUUAGGGCUGGAUAAUUUGGUGUAUUUUGCAUCAAAAUAUACCCAUUUGGCCAGACAAGCAUUAUCACAUUCAAUGCAUCCCAUCCAUGGGUAUGCAUUUGCAAUUGUUGGAAUAAAUUUAACGAGUAUGGCAUUAGGACUGGUCGUUGAUGGUUCAGCCAAGACUCAUUUUUAUAAUACGCGCAAUGCGCCCGAAUAUGAAGAUUUCAAUGAGUUCUAUUGUUACUUAUUUUGGAAGUUUGACAAAUUUUGGUUGGACGCAAAACCAAAGGAUCUCAUGGAGUUUGCAAUUCAUCGUAAGCAAUUUGAAACGACUAUUAGACAAACGCUGGAAAAUAUUGAUACUGUUUUUCUAAUUGAUGUUCCUAAUGAUAAUACAACUGAUGUGUUAAAUAGGUGA
Messenger RNA from Macrosiphum euphorbiae (potato aphid), 954 nucleotides. The record is from the annotation of a GenBank genome assembly. Lineage: Eukaryota; Metazoa; Arthropoda; Insecta; Hemiptera; Aphididae.